AUGCUCGGUAAGUCGCACGGCUGGCAGAACCCGCUGAAGGGCGGCAGGCGGCCGGCCGGUUCGCCGUCCCACGAUGAGCAGCUCCUGUGGAUUAAGGGCGUGCAGUGCCAGCGUCUUUUCCUAUCACAGGCCGCCAGCGGCUGGUUCAAGAUCCUCCGGGAGGACCAAAACGGAAGGCCGGCGGAGCUGACAAUAAGAAGCAACCACUACUCCCCGCCGCCAAUUCGGAGACCCAAGGCCCCCCUCGACACGGUCCGGGGCCGUAGGCUGCUGCCACUCGUCAGGUUAGAGACCCCGACUCACCGGGACCCCGUUGGCGGCCGCGAGCGACCGCGUCCUGCUUCUAGUAGGGACCAGCGCGGCAGAUCCGACAGCCUGCUUGGCAAUCCCCUCACCGUGCAGAUGUGCCAAGCCGUAGGCGCCCAGGCGCAUUGA
Messenger RNA from Parathielavia appendiculata, 435 nucleotides. RefSeq lists its product as uncharacterized. NCBI's taxonomy places the organism in Eukaryota, Fungi, Ascomycota, Sordariomycetes, Sordariales, Chaetomiaceae. The coding region runs from base 1 to 435 and encodes 144 amino acids. The transcript is spliced from 2 exons. The record is from RefSeq and is a predicted model, not a curated record.